Messenger RNA from Paraglomus occultum, 891 nucleotides. Lineage: Eukaryota; Fungi; Glomeromycota; Glomeromycetes; Paraglomerales; Paraglomeraceae. The record is from the annotation of a GenBank genome assembly.
AUGCAGCAUAGUCUGCAGCCACGAGAUCUACGAAAGAUUGAUACCAAAUACAUCAAUCAACUUCCUGCCAUUCUUGUCCGCAAAGAAGCAAUCCUUGUAAAUUUACUUCAUAUCCGGGCAUUGAUAAAGGCUGAUUUGGUCGUUCUUUUUGAUUCGGUUGGCUCGACCGACAGCUACAAUCAAUCCAUAUUCGUAUAUGACCUACAGGAAAAAUUGCGAAUGGGUUUUGCUGCCGCGGGUGGGCUUCCUUUUGAAUUUAGAGCUUUGGAAGCAAUAUUUAUAAGUGUCAUAUCAACUCUUCAAGCAGAAAUGGAAGUUUUGGUGAACUUGGUAUCUAAACUGUUAACAGAUCUCGAAGAGAACAUUGAUCGUGAGAAAUUAAAACUACUACUCCAAUACUCUAAAAAACUUUCUAAAUUCGAACAAAAAACGCUUAUGAUACGGAACGCUAUUGUAGAUGUGUUAGAUCAAGAUGAAGAUUUGGCGGCUAUGUAUUUGACGGAAAAAGCAAAGAAUAAACCUCGAGCGAUGGAUCAACACGAGGAGAUUGAAUUGUUGUUGGAAUCAUAUCUGAAACAGACCGAGGAGAUAGCCAAUACUGUUGCGACGUUGUCAGCUAACAUGAGGUCAACUGAAGAGAUUGCUAACAUCAUUCUAGACGCAAACAGGAACGCUUUGUUGCUUCUUGAAUUGAAAUUGACCAUGGGUACCCUAGGUGUAGGAACCGGUGCUAUGAUUGCCAGUCUCUUUGGUAUGAACUUGAAGAAUUUCUUAGAAGACGAUGUUAAUGCAUUUGCCGCGAUUAGUGGUCUUGCAUGCGGUUUGAGUGCCACUGUUUUCGUCUAUUGCCUACGGAAAAUGAACACUCUGAGAAAGUUGGAUAAAAUUUAA